AUGGAGACCAAGGACCAGAAGAAACACAGGAAGAAAAACAGUGGGCCCAAAGCUGAGAAGAAAAAGAAACGGCAUCUGCAAGACCUCCAGCUUGGCGAUGAGGAAGAUGCCCGGAAGAGAAACCCCAAAGCUUUUGCGGUCCAGUCCGCCGUGCGGAUGGCUCGAUCCUUUCACAGGACUCAGGAUUUGAAGACAAAAAAGCAUCAUAUUCCAGUGGUUGAUCGAACUCCACUCGAGCCCCCACCAAUAGUGGUGGUGGUGAUGGGGCCUCCAAAAGUUGGCAAGAGCACUUUGAUCCAGUGCCUCAUUCGGAACUUCACCAGGCAGAAGCUAACAGAGAUCCGAGGCCCUGUGACAAUUGUGUCAGGUAAAAAGCGCAGACUCACCAUUAUUGAAUGUGGAUGUGACAUUAACAUGAUGAUUGACCUGGCUAAAGUAGCAGAUUUGGUUCUGAUGCUCAUAGAUGCCAGCUUUGGGUUUGAAAUGGAAACAUUUGAGUUUCUGAACAUCUGUCAAGUACACGGCUUUCCUAAAAUUAUGGGCGUUCUCACUCAUCUAGAUUCCUUCAAGUAUAAUAAGCAGCUGAAGAAGGCGAAGAAGCGAUUGAAACACAGGUUCUGGACAGAAGUCUACCCGGGUGCCAAGCUGUUCUACCUUUCUGGAAUGGUACAUGGAGAAUAUCAAAACCAAGAAAUUCACAAUCUGGGCCGUUUCAUUACAGUUAUGAAGUUUAGGCCUCUGACAUGGCAGACAUCUCACCCUUAUAUCCUGGCAGACAGGAUGGAAGAUUUGACAAACCCAGAAGAUAUCCGAACAAAUGCCAAGUGCGACCGAAAGGUGUCUCUUUAUGGUUAUUUAAGAGGAGCACAUUUGAAAAAUAAAAGCCAAAUUCACAUGCCAGGUGUAGGAGAUUUCGCUGUGAGUGACAUCAGUUUCCUACCAGACCCCUGUGCCCUUCCUGAACAGCAGAAGAAGCGCUGCUUGAAUGAAAAGGAGAAGUUGGUGUAUGCGCCUCUCUCUGGAGUUGGCGGGGUGCUGUAUGACAAAGAUGCUGUCUAUGUCGACCUUGGUGGCAGCCACGGCUUCCAGGAACCGGAUGAGGCAAGUCCCACCCAUGAACUGGUCCAGAGUCUCAUUUCCACCCAUUCCACUAUUGAUGCCAAGAUGGCUUCAAGUAGAGUGACACUUUUUUCUGAUUCCAAACCACUGGGGUCAGAGGAUAUAGAUAAUCAAGGGCUGUGGAUGCCAAAAGAGGAAAAGCAGGUGGAUUUAAAAACUGGUCGAGUACGUCGAAAAGCCAUUUUUGGAGAUGAGGAAGAUGAGUCUGGGGAUAGUGAUCCUGAAGACGAUGAAGAAAUGCCUGAAGGUGACAGGAUGGAAAAUAGUUCUGGUGAUGAAACAGAAGAGGAAGAAGAUGCUGAAGUGACCGGUAAAGUGUACAUGGCUGACAAAGGUGCCAAACGGCAGAGACUUGAGAUGGAAGAAGACAGUGAGAUGGACUUGCCAGCAUUUGCUGACAGUGAUGAUGACCUGGAGAGGAGCUCAGGGGAUGAAGGAGAAGAAGAGGAAGCUGAUGAAAGCAGUGAAGAGGAGGGCUCUGAUGCAGAAGAGAGGGAUAAUUUAGAACCUAAGACUAUAGGAAAAGGCAAUAAAGCAGGUCUUUUACACAGUAAUGGGCUGAGUGACGGUUUGAAUCUGGAGAAGACAAUGAAAAAAGCAGCCCUCACUACUUCAGAUUCUGGUCAUUGCACAGCUGAAGAGGCAUUUGCCUCUGAAGAUGAAUCUGAAGGAAGCUCCUCUCUCAGCACAGAGGAAAAGGACUCAGAAAACGAAGCGCUUGUUAGGAAGAAGUUUCCAAAGCCAUCUCAAGCGGUCAGUGGUCAGAAACGGGCGUCAGAGAGCUUAAUUGAUGAGACCAGUGAUAUAGAAGACUUACUCAAAGAGGAGGAAGAGUACAAGGAAGCAAGCAAUUAUUCCACAGAAACUUCAGGUGCCCUCAAAUGGAAGGAAGACCUUUCUCGGAAGGCAGCUGAGGCCUUCCUGAGGCAGCAACAAGCAACGCCAAAUCUCCAAAAGCUGAUUUAUGGGACAGUGACAGAGGAUAAUGAAGAAGAAGAUGAGGCCGGGGAGGAGCUUGGAGGGUUGUUUCGUGUCAGCCAGCCUGCCCGAGAGUGUAAGUACAAGGCUGACUCUUUGGACUGCUCCCGAUUUCACUUGGAGGUGCCCCAUGAUUGGGAUUUAGAGGAGGUUAUGGACAGUAUCAGAGAUUGCUUUGUGACUGGGAAGUGGGAAGAGGAUAAAGAUGCUGCCAAGAUCUUAGCAGAAGAUGAGGAGCUGUAUGGUGACUUUGAAGACUUGGAAACAGGGGACGUGCACAAGGGAGCAUCAGGCCUGGACACUCAGACUGAAGAUGUAGAGGAAGAAAUUAAGGAAGAAAUUGACUCCUCUGCAGAGGAAAGUGCCAAGAAAAAGCAUUUGGAUAAGAAGAGAAAAUUGAAGGAGAUGUUUGAUGCAGAGUAUGAUGAAGGAGAAAGCACAUACUUUGAUGAUCUUAAAGGAGAAAUGCAUAGACAAGCACAGCUUAACCGAGCAGAAUUUGAAGACCAAGAUGAUGAAGCCAGAGUUCAAUAUGAGGGUUUUCGACCUGGGAUGUAUAUCCGAAUUGAGAUAGAGAAUGUCCCCUGUGAAUUCGUGCUUAACUUUGACCCCCAUUACCCAAUUAUUUUGGGUGGUUUGGGCAAUAGUGAGGGCAGUGUUGGAUAUGUACAGAUGCGUCUGAAGAAACAUCGUUGGUAUAAGAAAAUUCUCAAGUCCCGAGACCCAAUCAUUUUUUCUGUGGGGUGGCGGAGGUUUCAGACCAUCCCACUGUAUUAUAUCGAAGACCACAAUGGAAGACAAAGGCUUCUAAAAUACACCCCUCAGCACAUGCAUUGUGGAGCAGCCUUUUGGGGUCCUAUUACUCCACAAGGAACUGGAUUCUUGGCAGUACAGUUUGUCGAUGGCACAACACCUGAUUUCCGGAUAGCUGCCACAGGAAUUGUUCUUGAUUUGGAUAAAUCCAUAAAAAUUGUGAAGAAAUUAAAGUUAACUGGUUUUCCAUAUAAAAUUUUCAAGAAUACUUCAUUCAUUAAGGGAAUGUUUAAUUCUGCCUUAGAAGUGGCCAAAUUUGAAGGUGCUGUGAUUCGCACUGUCAGUGGAAUAAGGGGGCAGAUCAAGAAAGCGCUCCGAGCUCCUGAAGGCGCUUUCCGGGCCACCUUUGAGGACAAGUUGCUGAUGAGCGAUAUUGUCUUCAUGAGAACUUGGUAUCCUGUCUCCAUUCCAGCCUUCUAUAAUCCAGUAACAUCUUUGUUGAAACCAGUUGGUGAGAAAGAUACCUGGUCAGGAAUGCGGACAACUGGUCAACUCCGGCUCGCCCAUCGUGUCAAACUGAAGGCCAACAAGGAUUCUCUGUAUAAGCCAAUUGUGAGGCAAAAGAAACAUUUUAAUUCACUGCACAUUCCGAAAGCCUUACAGAAGGCCCUGCCCUUUAAGACCAAGCCUAAGACCCAAGCAAAGGCAGGCAAGAUACCCAAGGACAGGCGGAGACCGGCCGUCAUCCGGGAGCCUCAUGAAAGAAAGGUCCUUGCGCUGCUGGAUGCUCUGAGUACAGUGCACAGUCAGAAGAUGAAGAAGGCCAAGGAGCAGCGGCAUCUGCACAAUAAAGAACACUUCAAAGCAAAGCAGAAGGAGGAGGAAGAGAAACUGAAGCGGCAGAAGGACCUCAGGAAGAAGCUCUUUCGAAUUCAGGGUCAGAAAGAAAAAAGAAAUCAGAAGUCCAGCCUGAAGGGGCCUAAGGAGCAGCUGAAAUGA
Messenger RNA from Pipistrellus nathusii (Nathusius's pipistrelle), 3849 nucleotides. NCBI's taxonomy places the organism in Eukaryota, Metazoa, Chordata, Mammalia, Chiroptera, Vespertilionidae. The record is from the annotation of a GenBank genome assembly.